CCUGGUGCAAUGGUUCAAUUUUUAUACACCAUCUCUUGAGUGUUUGAAAUAAUGAGAAAUCCACCGAGGUCAAAAAAGCUCAUUUUCAAUCACGAGCACCUUGUUUGCACCUUGUAAAAGUUUUUUUUAGGAAGUGCUGCGUGCUGUAUAUUAUGUAUAGAUAGGUCUUUCUGAUUAGAGCUUAGCUUAGUUAGUCUGAAGCAUGGUGAAGGACAACUUUGUUCAGGCAUUUCUGGAGACACGCCUCACUGCCCUCCACAAUAGCAGUGCCCCUUCUGUUACCAACUACAAGCAAAAAAUCAUCUCUUUCAUCAUUGCAGCUCUUCUCAUAUCCAUCUUGCCCAUUCUGCACAUAGGUGUUUUUUAUGCUAAGAUUUGGGUUCCACAGAAAGGGUAUAUUGAUAAAAGGACCUGCACAAAUACAUGCUUUGAUACCAUCUUUCGGGGUGCAUAUGAAAAUCCUGGAUCCACUCCCUAUAAACAUGUGUACUUUAACGCCACCUGGCAGACCUCCCGUAUUUGGAUAUUUACAGUGGUGUUUAUUUUGUUGGCCUAUGAGAGUGUUAAAUACCUGGUGCCCCUGAUGCGGCGCAAACGAUUAAGAGCCAGCAUGUUUUACCUGUACCUGAUUAACCUGUAUCCACAUUACUACUCUUGGUGGUCCUAUUUUAACUAUUAUAACGAGGACUUCUACAACUACUUCAAACAUCAUUUCAUGUUUACCAUCACAGAAGUCAUUGCCACCUGCAUUGUGUUGAACCUCUGUGAUAGGAGGAAUGAUGUUGUGUCGUGGAAAGUGUUUGCCAUAGUAAGCAUCAAUUUAAUGCAUAUCUUUGUGAGUGGUUUAGAUCAGUUUGUUAGUCAUGUUAUACGGGGGAAGGGAACCAACUUCCAGAAUGCUCGCGACAUUGGGCUGAUGAUUCCAGAUUCACUUCAUGUGAUCAUUCCAAUAUGGCAGCUCCUGAAGUCAGCAAAAAACAAAGACCUAGCAAUCAAAGAGUUGUUUAACAGAGAGGAGAUUAUCAUGUGCAUUGUCUUUAUUUCUCUGUUUACACUUAUUGGUAGAAUUUUAUAACCAGGUUAUUAUAUAGCUGUUUGAAGCCUGUUUUUGAAACAAUAUUGUUUUAAAAAUAUGGAAGAUUUGGUCCAUUUGAGCAUUUCAUUUAACUUAUGCUUGUAUUCACAUUUGAAUGUAUUUCUGGCAUUCCAUAAUUACUAUAAAUAUAUUUUACUGAAACAUCAUUGAAGCACAUAUUGAUAGAAUUUUAUAACCAGAUUAUUACAUAACUGUUUAAAGCCUAUUUUUGAAACAAUGCUCUUUAAAAAUAAUGUUGGCUCCACUGGAACAUUCCAUUUAACUUAUAUUUGUAUUAAUAUUUUAAUGUAUUUCAGACAUUCCAUAAUUACUAUAAAUAUAUUUUACUAAAAUAUUAUUCAAGCACAUAUCACUUCAAGCUUAUAAAAGUAUAUAUAGCAUACUUCUUUCUUUGAUAAGAAUGUGACCACAUUUUACUCAAUUUAUGCAAUGUGUAGUGUAUAAAUGUCCUGAAGUCAAAAUAGUUAAAGGAAUCAGGCGUGUGUUAAGGUAGUACUCUACAUCGUCAUAAUGGCUGACUUCCUUUAAAAACAUGGAUGAAAAAAUCGAUAUGAGCAAUAUUUGACUUUUCCUUUUCCAUUUAAAUACGUUGCUGAGUAGCUCAGUAGGUUAGAAUACCGCCUGCUGAACUGUAGGUCGCAGGUUCGAGUCAAGCAGGGGUUUUAAAUUUUUUUCAGAUUAUCUUCUACUAAAACUGUAUUUUUUUUUACAAAAUAAAGUAGAUUGGAAAAUUUUCAAUUUCAAAAUAUUGUUGUACAUAUCCUCCACUUUUCAUCUACAUCAAAUUUCUCUGGUGUAGCAUACCUCCUUAAAGAAGUCAGGCGAGUGUUAAAGGAAUUAGGUGAGUGUUAUGAUCCUUGAGCCUGUUGUUAUAUGGACUCUUGAGAACUCGGAGAAUAUAUGUUAUCCUAGGACACACAUAAAUAUACAAUGAUAUAUCAAUCAGUACAUUCCAGUUACGUUGUACAUAUAAACAGUUGUGAUACAUAUCAAUACCACAUAUCAAAGAAAUUGGUGUGACGGGAAGUAACGAGUUGUCUUUCUUUGUAUGCGGACAUGCAGGUUGUGGUUUAUAAUGUAUAUAUUGUUAUAUGUUCAGAUGUUGAUUUAUGAAGAAAUAAAAUUUUGUAUACAUUAA
Ostrea edulis (European flat oyster) is the source of this 2234-nucleotide messenger RNA. RefSeq lists its product as uncharacterized. The transcript has 4 exons. The coding region runs from base 203 to 1075 and encodes 290 amino acids. The record is from RefSeq and is a predicted model, not a curated record. Lineage: Eukaryota; Metazoa; Mollusca; Bivalvia; Ostreida; Ostreidae.